Molecule: messenger RNA, 2198 nt
Organism: Oryctolagus cuniculus (rabbit)
Lineage: Eukaryota; Metazoa; Chordata; Mammalia; Lagomorpha; Leporidae
Source: RefSeq, a predicted model, not a curated record
CCUUUCCUGGGAGGAGAAGCGCGGGUUCCUGGCUCUCCACGCGCACUGCUUUAAUCAGACCCGUGCAGCCUCGAGCUGGAGUGGCCAGCUGGGCCUGGAGCAAUGCGAGCGGGCCCCAGGGAGCGGCGGCGGCGGCGGCGCGGCGGCCCAGUGAAGGAGCCCCGGCCGGGAAGUGUGGACGCAUCUCUCCCGAGGCCCGGCCGCCUCUCCCGCUCUAGUCCGGCGGAGCCGGAGCUCCUCGGGCCAAUCCCCGGUGAUUAUGCAAGACGGCGGACCAAUCAGCUCCGGCAGCUCAUGAAUAUUUAUGACCUUGGCUGAGUCAAAGCUUUGAACCGAGUUUGGGGAGCUCGGCAGGAUCAUGCUUAGACUUUUCAAAGAGACAAACUCCAUUUUCUUAUGAAUGGAAAGUGAAAACCCCUGUUCCUCUUAAAUUGGGUUCCUUCCUGUCCUGAGAAACGUAGAGACCCCCAAAAGGGAAGCAGAGGAGAGAAAGACCCACACCCAGACCCCGCGAGAAGAGAUGACCAUGACCACCAUGCCAGAAAGUCUCAACAGCCCCGUGUCGGGCAAGGCGGUCUUUAUGGAGUUUGGGCCGCCCAACCAGCAGAUGUCUCCUUCUCCCAUGUCCCACGGGCACUACUCCAUGCACUGUUUACACUCGGCGGGCCACUCGCAGCCCGACGGCGCCUACAGCUCGGCCUCGUCCUUCUCCCGACCGCUGGGCUACCCCUACGUCAACUCGGUCAGCAGCCACGCGUCCAGCCCCUACAUCAGUUCGGUGCAGUCUUACCCCGGCAGCGCCAGCCUCGCCCAGAGCCGCCUGGAGGACCCAGGGGCCGACUCGGAGAAGAGCACGGUGGUGGAAGGCGGAGAAGUGCGCUUCAAUGGCAAGGGGAAAAAGAUCCGCAAACCCAGGACGAUUUACUCCAGUUUGCAGUUGCAGGCUUUGAACCGGAGGUUCCAGCAAACUCAGUACCUGGCUCUGCCCGAGAGGGCGGAGCUCGCCGCCUCCUUGGGACUCACGCAAACACAGGUCAAGAUCUGGUUCCAGAACAAGCGCUCCAAGUUCAAGAAGCUGAUGAAGCAGGGCGGGGCAGCUUUGGAGAGCAGCGCGCUGGCCAACGGCCGGGCGCUGUCUGCCGGCUCUCCGCCCGUACCGCCCGGCUGGAACCCUAACUCCUCAUCCGGGAAGGGCUCGGGCGGCAGCGCGGGCUCCUACAUCCCCAGCUACACGUCGUGGUACCCCUCGGCACACCAAGAAGCCAUGCAGCAGCCCCAGCUCAUGUGAGCCUGCCCGCCUGCGCCCGCCCGCCUCCCUCUCGUCUCCUCCGGCCUGGGCCCCUCCCGCCUCCAGGUCGGUCCACCCUCGUCCACGCGUGCCCUGUGCCUGGAGGAGAAGGGCCUCAGAGAGAAAAGAAGGAACAAAGAAGGCAGAGCGGCCGCCGCCGCCUCGGAGCCCCCGCGGUGCAGCCCAGCGACUCCCCAGAGCCCGUGCGCUUCCGCCCGAACCCCGGACAUGGGCCUCACGCGGACGGCCGCGAGUGGCCUCGGAGCGCAAGCUCAGCCACCGAGAGACGCAAGACAGACCUGCUGGACCCGACCCGCCGACCCUCAGCUUCGCGGGACCGUCAGGAAAAAGGAAACAACAAAAACAUCACAAUGUAGAAACAGCAAACGCUCUUUUCUGUCCUGUGUCAUCUCCUCUCGCUGUCUGUGCGCCGACGACGUCCAGGUCCUCGCCAGUCCGCUGUCCCGGUUCUGCGGCCUCUGCAGUCGGUGGAUCCACGCGGCACGCCGUCUGCCUGGCCGCCCGCCUCCGGAUUCUGGCACGUUUUGUCCUCUCGGGCCUUCUCCUAGGCCCCGCCUGGCCACCUGUGUAGCUUGUUUGGGAACUGGGGGAAACUGGAGGGAGGGGGUUUUAUUUAUUGAGAAAUGGACUCCGCCUGAGGCUGACGGGCAAUUCGCGGUUCCGGGGCGCCCGCGGAGCGCGCUGUCCAGACGCACUGUUUACUUGAAACGCACCCAGAAACAACGAACAAAGAAGGCGUGAUUUUUAACUUAUACAGUAACUUUUGUACUUUGCGGGUAUGGAGAGGUUGGAGCCAGAUAAUUUGCGUUUUCUACAUGUCCCAUAUUAUUAAAGACUAAAAAAAAAAAAAAUCAGUGAAGCCAACGUAAUUUUGUCAUCUCCGGAGAAA